Dicentrarchus labrax (European seabass) is the source of this 8762-nucleotide messenger RNA. It is a transcript of the gene kdm6bb, whose product is annotated as lysine (K)-specific demethylase 6B, b. Gene Ontology annotation, cellular component: MLL3/4 complex. The transcript is spliced from 22 exons. Gene Ontology annotation, molecular function: chromatin DNA binding; histone H3K27me2/H3K27me3 demethylase activity; RNA polymerase II cis-regulatory region sequence-specific DNA binding. Lineage: Eukaryota; Metazoa; Chordata; Actinopteri; Moronidae. The coding region runs from base 388 to 5784 and encodes 1798 amino acids. Gene Ontology annotation, biological process: heart development; regulation of gene expression. The record is from RefSeq and is a predicted model, not a curated record.
UACAUGGAUCGGUCGGCUGUGAGAGCCCCAGCAUCCGAGAGUGGAGUGGAAACAGGAAGAGGGGGAGAGGGGAAGAAAGGAGACAGAGAGGAGAGAGGAUCGGGUGAGACAAGGUGGCGAAGAGUGAAAGAGAGGAAAAGGGGAGCAGAGGGGAGUGUGGAACAAAGAGAACAAAGACAAAAAAAAGAGCUUGCGGAGGAUGAGCGUGUCUAUUUAAAGGGAUCCGAGACUGCACGGGUCUGCUGUCUUGCUAUUCUUGACCGGCAGCAUCAUCGAAUUUAGACCAGAGUCUUUCUCCCCCUUUUCUUUCAGUGCUGAUUGCAAGGCUGUUUUUUGCUCUCAGGUGUGAAGUGGAGGGCCUCCCAAACACAGACCAAGACUGGCUGCAUGUAUCACCCAGCAGAGCUGUACUCUGGCCGAAACACAUGGGACUCCUAUCCAGCUGGAGGUCCUAACAGAGGACAAUGGGCUCCUGUAAACGGUCGCCCCUGGAGCCACACACAAAGAUGCCAAGACGGGCGCAAUCAAUCACAUCAUUUACCAUCAAAUCGUCUUUAUAAUAGGGGGGAGAGAACCAUCAACCAUGUCCAGGACAAGGGUAUUUCUAAGGGGCACAGACAGCCUUUACGUCUUUGGGAUGGUAAAGAGCGACCGUUUGAGGCCCAGAACUGGCAUCACAACUCCACACGCUCAUUCCACACCCGAGCGGGCACCAACAACGGUUAUCUAACGGGACCAGGAGAUCGCUACGCGAACUGGGACAACAAUGUUAGCAACUCUGUGCAUGGGGGUCCUCGCCUGCAUCGCAACAACAGAGACCUCCAGUCUCCGCCAGAAAGAUGGGCCCCUUCAGACUGUCACAGGAGCUUUCCAGGCAGAAUGAUAAACAACAGACCAGGACCCUGGAAACGGCCAACCCUCCACCAGCGGCGAGACCACCUGCACCAGCACAGUCCACCUCCACAGCACCCUUUACCCUCUAGGGAAGAGUGUCCGGCCAAGAGGAGAAGGGACUCUGGCCCUGAUCAGUCGUCUCAUCCUGGAACAAGGCAUUUACCUUUACUUGCCCAUGCCCCAUCACCACCUCGCCACUACCGCUGCAACCAAGAUGACUGGAAGCCUCUUAAUGACAGAGGGGGUCCUUGUCACCACACUGACCACAGGACCUCAACAACACAGCAACAGGAAACCUCUAAACUGCGAGCUGGAGGGCAUGGCUUCAGUAACAGUAAUCUAGCAGCUCUAAACCAGAACUGUGGCAGCAGACCACCACAUCAUGGAAGCAGAGGGAAGGUCGACCGGAAAAUCUCGUCUUCACCAGCAGACCACACCCGUGUGCCUUACAGCCACCAAAACCAUCAUUACCACUAUCAACGGCACACAGGCCACCCCAGAGCCCUACAGCACAACCCAUCGCUACACCCUCUUGAGGAAAAGGACUCAAGGAUUUAUCACCACAAACAAAGCACAGAACCUCAGCGCCCUCAUCAAAGGGUGAUUUCAAGGGAUCCAGCCCUCUCCAGGUCUUCUGGUGCAGACUCUCCACCCUAUUCAUCCUUCCUCUGCGGUCCUAAAGAUGGAGGUUCUACUGCCAGCAGUCCACACGCUCCUUCCAGUCCCUCUUCAUACACAGUGGCCAUUGGCAGAAAAGAUCCAUCAAUCAUUCAUCAGUGUAGUCCUGGCCUCAGUGGACAGCAGAAACUCCAGGGAAGUCCUAAUCACUCCCAGAGACCUUGCCUGACAACGACCAUGUCUCUUCCAUCUCAUGCUGGUGUAAAAUCCAGGUUUUCAGACGUCAAAUACAGAAAGACCUCACAGCCCCUCUGCUCACGACAGUCUCCCCACAGCAGAUCAAGGGCAAACAAGCCUGAGAAGGAGUUGGAAGAACACAAAAAAACUGAUAAGCUGAUGAAAAAGGAGAGAAAGGCUGAAGUUCCAAAGACUAACAGAAAGGGUGAAGAAAGAAAAAGGCGGAAGAAAAAAGAGGAGAAAAGGUUGGGCGAGAGAAAAAAGAAGAGGGAUAAAGCAGCAAAAAAGGAAAGAAAGUUAGGUUUGAAAAGUAAAGCCACAGAAAAGGAAAUGUUUACUUCCAUCGGUACUUCCAACUCCUCAGGAGAGGCCAAAAUGAGUAAAAUGGAGACCACAAUUCUGUCCCCAAAGAAUCAAGGCCAGUUACCACCCAAACACAAGCACAGGGAGAGGAGUGAACGAGCGGGGAAGACACACCGGACAUCCACAAAUACUCCUCAUCCCAGCUGCACUUCAACACAGCCAUCCUCAAAAUCUGAAAAUCACAAAAUGCCCAAGAAGAACAGCAAUCCCCCAAAACUCCCUGGCAAGGAACAAUUAAUACAGUCUCUUCCCAGGAACACCAGCCCCAAACAGACCAGCAAGAGGCCUACCAUCGUCUCAUCCCAAUCAGAAGACGGACCAAAAGCAAAGCCCAAUGACACACUCCCCUCCUUGUUAUUUAAAGCCUUAGCACCUCUCACUACAGCAUGUUCUAUUAGCUUAGAGAAACCCAUCCAUGGCAAAGAAGGUGGGCAGGGAGGGGUUCUCAAUGCCCCAGACCUACAGCCUGUUGCCGUGAUGGGAAAUUUGCAGGAAAUGGGAGACAACCUUGCAAAUACUCCUCCUGUUCUCAGCUGGCAGGGCUCUCCAGUAUCAGCUCUGGGAGAAGAUGAGGAGGAGCUAGAGAAGGGAGUGAUAAGUAGACCUGUCCUCCAGCCCAGCCCCACACAGUGCUUUUCUCCUCCUCCUGUCGACAGCGAGAGCAUUGAUGAUAAGAAUAAGGAGCCUUGUGAAGGUGCACAGGCCGAUUAUUCCCACAAUGGCACGGCUGAACUCUGUGAUCUAUCUUGUUCAACAGAAGACGUUGCUGAGAAAGAAAAGGAAGAAGAGGUGGACAGCAGCGGGGAAACUUCUAGCUCUCUUCUUCGUGAGCUUCACCACCAUAAAACAGGCUUGGAUGAUGUCUUUAAGAGCCUGGCCACGUUUCUUGGUAGCCAGAGGGUCCCAUGCAGAGGAGGUCCGUUUGGGGGGCCACCUGCUGGCACCAUUAGAGGAGUGAAGUACUCGUCUUCUCUUGCAUUGGGACCAGAGAUCCAAUGUCACGAGCAUCAAGAUUUCUCCCCCGAAUCAGAUCCCACAGCAUCCUCCAAAACCGGCAAUCAAUCACCAACCCACACUACCUCAGACACAUGUUUGAAAUCCCACAGUCCACCAGAUCUGAGGGAGCCUGUUACGGAUGCCCCGGUGCAGAAAAAACAGGAAGAGAUGGAGAAUGAUACAAAAGAGAAACGAGAGGGUAAGGAUACAGAGUCAUCUCUUUUGAACGGAUCACUGAGUGCAAAGCUGAGACUGACCACAACACAUACAACCCCAUUCACCAGCCUCAUUACUGUCUCUACCAAGGAAGAGAGAGGAAUCAAGGAAGAGACACAACAACACAUUGGGACAGACAGAAAAAGAAAACAAAAGGCUAAGGACAGAGGGAGAGAAGGAGAGCUCAAGAUUAAGAUAAAGGCAGAAGAAGGCAGUGUCAUAUGUCCUAAAAGCAAAGCAAAUGAAAAAAGUGGUUUGGGGGAAAGGGAUGUUUCAUCCUCAGUGCUUGUCAUCUCCAGAAACUCACCCAGACCUCUCAAAGAUAUUACAAAGGGACAGAUUCCUCAGGAAAAUCAAACCCAGCAUGGCAAAGACAUCCAGAGAGAAAAAGUGGACACUGGGAACACUGAGAAAAAGAUAAUAACAGAGGAAAAGGAAGACAUCUGUGAGUUAGAAAAUAAAACGCAAGAUAGAAACACAAAUACCAAGAUCUCUAGCUCAGCGUCAGCCAUAACAAUCAAUACAUCCAAAUUAUGCGCAUCCACACUGGCAAGUAAACCUCCCAGCUCAUUAGCUCCAGUUGACCCACUGAAACUGAAAGCAUUGUCCAUGGGCUUGUCUAAGGAGCUGAAGAUCCUCUUGAUUAAAGUGGAGAGUGCUGGAAGACAAACAUUCAACAUAUCCGAGGUUGAGGAGCAAAGAAUCCCACUUUCCAAGAUCAGCAUCGAAAACACUGCCACUGAUGUGAUCAGAGCUUGCAAGGGGACAAGGGUGAAGGAGAAAUUCAAGGAGUCGUUCCUGCUUCCUGCCUUCUCUGUUAAACCUAGCAUUUCCAUCGAGACUCCCAUUCCGCGGGAAAAGCUUAACCCUCCUACACCAAGCAUCUAUCAGCAGAGAGAGCUGCCUUAUCAUACCUUGUUUCAAGACAUCUACAGGUUUCCAACCUACUGUCAGUAUUUUUCAUUUGUUUUCAAGAUUCAAAAUUUUUUCUUUUGCUGCAUUCAAAUGUUCAUAAUUGCACUGUGUUUUUUUCUGCAGUUGGAGAGCAAAAGGGACGCCUUCUCUCCAGUUCUGCUCCAGUUCUGCACUGAUCCCAAAAAUGCUGUUACUGUCAUCAGAGGCCUUGCUGGCUCUCUCCGCCUUAACCUUGGUCUGUUCUCAACUAAAUCCCUGGUGGAGGCCAACGCGGAGCAUGCAGUGGAAGUGAGGACUCAGGUUCAGCAGCCUGCUGAUGAGAACUGGGAUCCCAGUGGUUCGGCGCAGACAUGGCCCUGCGAAAGCAGCCGCUCACACACCACCAUUGCCAAGUACGCCCAGUACCAGGCCUCCAGCUUCCAGGAGAGCCUGCAGGAGGAGAAGGAGAGUGAGAAUGAAGAAGAAGGAGAGCAGGUCAACUCUUCAGACCCAUCAGCCGGUCUGGCACUAGCCAACAGCAAAGCUGCUCCCGUUUUGUCUGUUAAUCCCACCGGCACACCCAGCUCAGAGAAAACAGUGGGAAAGAUCAUUAAAUUUGGGACAAAUAUUGAUCUCUCUGACCCUAAGAGGUGGAAGCCCCAGCUGCAGGAGCUGCUAAAGCUGCCAGCUUUCAUGCGUGUGGAAUCCAGCAACAACAUGCUCAGUCACGUCGGUCACACCAUCCUGGGCAUGAACACUGUCCAGCUCUACAUGAAGGUGCCAGGCAGCCGCACACCAGGUCAUCAGGAGAACAACAACUUCUGCUCAGUCAACAUCAACAUCGGGCCUGGUGACUGCGAGUGGUUUGCUGUCCAUGAGCACUACUGGGGGGCUAUCAACAAAUUCUGUGAGAAGCAUCAAGUAGACUACCUUACAGGAUCCUGGUGGCCAGUCCUGGAAGACCUCUACAGCUCCAACAUUCCUGUGUACCGCUUCAUUCAGAGGCCGGGAGACCUGGUGUGGAUUAAUGCAGGGACUGUACACUGGGUCCAGGCGGUGGGCUGGUGCAACAACAUCGCCUGGAACGUGGGACCACUCAACUCGUACCAAUAUCAACUCGCCCUGGAGCGUUUUGAGUGGAACGUGGUGAAGAAGGUUAAGUCAAUCGUUCCCAUGAUCCACGUUUCCUGGAAUGUGGCUCGCACCAUCAAGAUCAGCGACCAGGACACCUUCAAGAUGAUCAAACACUGCCUGAUGCAGUCCAUCAAGCACAUCCAGAUUCUGAGAGACCAGCUGGUGGCUGCAGGGAAGAAGAUCUGUUACCAGAGUCGUGUGAAGGACGAGCCAGCCUACUACUGCAAUGAGUGUGACGUGGAGGUGUAUAACCUGCUGUUUGUGACCAGCGAGAACAGCAGUAAGAAGAGCUAUGUGGUGCACUGUGAGGACUGUGCUCGAGCUAAGAGUCCAUUGCUGGCAGGAGUAGUGGUGCUGGAACAGUAUCGGAUAGAAGAGCUGAUGAAAACCUACGACAGCUUCACACUGGCUCCAUCACCCUUUUCAAAGUGAGGACUCCUCCCUGGCGUCUUUCAGCCAUAACCAAAACUCUAAUGGCAGCACAAAAUGUUGUCUUCAAGGCAAUCUAUUCCUGAAAAACACUCUCUGAAUCAGCCAAUCACGUUUACUCAGUAUUGUUUACAUCACACAAUAAGGUAUGGAUACUCAGCGAAUCCAACUCUAGCUCACUGUCUUCCCCAUACCAGCUGCUGAUUGGACGUGUGAUUUGAAAUAGAAUGACUAGACUGGUACUUCUCAUGAAAAGCAUUUCAGAUGUGUACAAAAAAAAAAAAAAGUGAGCACCGCUAGCACUGAAAAUCAGGUUAUAUGUUCAACGGACACUGCUGUGAUUCAAAAGCGUCAAGUAGCCGGUUCUGUGUAUUAAUUCAGGUACUUUUAUGCAAAUUCAGUAGAACUUUUUUACACCAAUCUAGUUAUUCUAUAUGUCCAUGAAUUUGCUGUGAUUCUGUUGUACCAGCAGGGGAAUGGCUUCACAGGAGAAGUAGCUGAUUGUCACAUUUGGCAUCAUAUUGGUUCCUGUUUUUGUUUGGUAUUCAGGUAAACUCUGACAUUUGUAAUUCCUGUCUGUAUACCCUUUGAGGUGCUAUUCCAAUCUUAUUUAUUCUCGUUAGAUACUUAAAAAGUUUUACCAGCCUAGAAGUACACCACAUUGGCCUUGAAAACUGUAUUUAGAGGAGAGGUAAUUAGAGGAUUAAACACCCACAAAUAAGGUUUUAUGUAAGUAUUUAAAAAAAUGAAUCAAAAACUUUUAUCAGUUUCUCUAAAAUACGGGUUUACUAGAGGACUAAUCUGGUUUCAUUCUUAGUUGGAAAGGAAGUAUGCAGAUGGAAAAAUCUAAUUUUUUGUUUUCCAGCUAAGUCCAGCUAAAUAGUUGUUAGUGUGGUUUCUUUGAUACACCCAGAAAACAGACAUAGCGUCGUUUUUUGGGAAAACAAUCCCAGUUUUAUACCUCUUUUGUUGCUAUGUUCUUGUUUCUAGAGGAGAGAGGAAAUAAAUAAUUGUAAAUUGUGAAUGAAUUUAUGGGAUACACAGUGGUGUGCAUAGACGAACCACAGAGGGGGGCAAAGUCGCCAUUGAUGUUUGUGUCGAUGAAGUGCCCAUUCCAGUCUGAUGGCCAAAGAGACACACAAUCAUAAUCUUAUAAUGCAAAAGCCAGUGAGGCCAAACAGAUGAGCAGACUGAAUGGCACCUCAGUGUUCUUAUUUUGCUCCAAACAUCCUUCUGAAAGAGGCUCAGCACCACACACUGCCAGGGGGUUUAGUAUACUGUAUUUCUAAGUUUAACAAGUUGAAGAGCACAUGGAUUGAGACAAGAAAGGCCCAGUAAUCAUCAUCAUCAUGUUCAAAAUAAAAGGCCUCAUUUUGUUGAGGCUACUUUGUCCAACCUUUGGCUUUAAAUGUUGUUAUAGUUCAAGAGAGACAAAACUGAUAGAGCUUCAAAGUGGAGCCUGACCAAUACUACAUUUAUGAGGCCGAUACUGAUAUUGUUUUUAAAAAAAUCUAAUAUAAAUACACCAACCAAUGGGCAUUCUUGUUUUCAAUAAAGACAUUACAUUAACAAUCUUGAUACAGAUGCCUUAGAUUUGUUUUGAAGAAUUAUGACCAAGAUACAUACAUUCAUUUCACAGUGUUAAAAUCAACUUGUCACUGCUCUCUGGUGGACAAACUAUGUAAUGGAGACACUGUUUCUAAAUGGCCUCUAACCUGGUUUGGCAUUUCUGUACUGCAAUUUCUUCUUAUUUCUCAACCGACAUCCACACUGAUACCUGCAAUAAGCUAAUAUCGGCUGAUAUUAUUGGUCUAGCUCUACUUUAAAGUCCAUUCAAAAGCUUUGAUUCCUGCAGAUAGCUUGAUUAUCACUUGCUACACUGGACUCACACGCAGUGAUUUGUUUGCAUAGGUUAGGCCUAUGUUUUAGGAUUUAUAUGGCUGUUCAGCAUCACUGCUCUGUCACCAUUCUAAUAACAUUCAGAUAUAACCCCUACCCUCAUUAGUCUGUGCACACCAUUUACUGUACAUAAUGUAUCUGUUUUCAGGUUUACUAGAAGACUUAUGUAGUUUUGUUUUCAAUCAAAAAUCUAAUUUGUAUAUGGUAAAAUUUGUUCAGUCACUUGUUUUUGUUGUUGCUAUAUUAUAAUACACCCUAAAAAUAUCCCCUUUCACUCUAGUUUAAAUUACUGCAAUGGGAAUUUCUUCCCACUUUUAUACCUCUUUUUGUUGUCAGUUUCUGUUUUUUUGGAUUACAGAGAAAAUGGAAAAUUGUAAAUUGUGACAUUAUUUAUACUGUACAUGGUUGUUUUCUUAUAUAUUUAUUGCAUAUCAAAGGGUACUUCACUUGAUAAGGGGCUACAAGGUAUUUUAACAAUGUAGUAUGGUCAUAAUGUGUGGAUAGGGGAAGUGCAAUCAGAGGGUGGUUUAAUUUUCAUGGUGCUAGACCCCUCCUUGCCUCAAUGCCCCCUCAUUAAACAACAUAUAAUGAUGUAUGAACAGAAGUCAGUGAGACAACUCAAACCAACCGGUUGGUGCUUAGAACCAUUUCAACACAGGUGCUUGUAACAGAAAUGGAAUGAUGUCUUUGUACUGUAUCUAUCAGAUGAAUACGAGAUCUUUUGAAGCGUUUUUUUUCCAUUGUAUGAAAUUCAUUAUCUUGUGAGGCAUUAGUGGUUUUAUGAUGAGCAUUAGCAGUAGUUGUAAUUCUUGACACUUUUGCAGAGACUUUUAGGGAUGUGACUUUUAAUGACGUCAAGGUUUCGUUCUUUUGCGUCUUGUCCUCAUUAUUAGUAUUAUUUGAAGGAUGUAAUAAUGCUCUUUUUCCUCUUGACUUGUUUGAUUUAUGCUGCACUUAUUGUUUCAAAAAGAACUCACAUAGAAGAAAACCUGAGCCAGACCUGUCUUAAAUCCCUCUGUGAUUUUUCUGUGACAUAUUGUAUUGUUGUUCAAGAAAAUAAAAUGUUUUGAUAAAUUAUUCAA